AGUGCAUGUGAUACAAUGCAGUGGUAUAAACAUUCUUCAAAUGGAUUUCUUUACAGCUCCCUUCCAAUUAAACUUUAUGAAAGUUGCUGGAAAACCUCGUGGGGUUCAAGAAACUGUACAUGAUGGCAGUAAGAAGAAAGGGCAGAAAAAACAAAAAAUGGUUGUGUCAAUUGAUGAUGACCAUUCACCUGAUGACCCUGAUCCUACUGGUUCAAAUGGUGAAACUGAUGCAUCUGUUCCUAAUGAUCCAAGAGAUAAAACACAUGAGCCUGGCAAAGACAAGGAACCUGAUUGUUUUAAGCUCACAACUGUGGCAACAAAAGGCAGGCCUGCCACCACUCAUAGCAGUAAGAGAAACCCCUCCCUACCACACAUUGACUGA
Frankliniella occidentalis (western flower thrips) is the source of this 382-nucleotide messenger RNA. RefSeq lists its product as uncharacterized. Lineage: Eukaryota; Metazoa; Arthropoda; Insecta; Thysanoptera; Thripidae. The record is from RefSeq and is a predicted model, not a curated record. Bases 41 to 382 code for a protein of 113 amino acids. The transcript has 2 exons.